AUGAGGGCAUACUACCACGAUGAGUCCAACGAGCAUCCCACAGCGCGUCACGAUUCCACCGGCGAAUACCUCGAUCUCAAUGCGUUGAAGGAAGUCGGCGUCCUCGCGUUUGUCAAUCAAAGCCUCGAAAACGUCGAUGCAAUCGCCCUCGAACGCGGUUAUGUGGCCCGGGACGAGAUCAGGGUCUCUAAGGAAAGCCUCGGAGACGGCUAUGAAGCCAAGAUCAAGGCUUUUUAUGAGGAGCAUCUCCAUGAGGACGAAGAAAUCAGGUACAUUCGUGAGGGAUCCGGCUACUUCGACGUCCGGAGCAAGGAUGAUAGCCGGUGGAUUCGUAUUCAUGUCGAGAAGGACGACCUCAUCAUUGUCCCGGCUGGCAUCUACCAUCGCUUCACGCUUGACAGCAAGAAUGCUGUACGCGCUGUGCGGCUAUUCAAAGAAGCGCCCAAGUGGAUCGCUCUGCCCCGCGAACCUGGCCUCGAGACGAACCCAUACAGGCAGCAAUACGUUUCUUCGAUUUCUGCUUGA
Molecule: messenger RNA, 525 nt
Organism: Dichomitus squalens LYAD-421 SS1
Lineage: Eukaryota; Fungi; Basidiomycota; Agaricomycetes; Polyporales; Polyporaceae
Product: Acireductone dioxygenase
Exons: 4
Coding region: 1-525 (174 amino acids)
Molecular function (GO): acireductone dioxygenase [iron(II)-requiring] activity
Source: RefSeq, a predicted model, not a curated record